AUGGCGACACUGAAGAGGGUGGCACAUCGGUGUCCAACGGUGUCGCGGGAGGAAGGAAAGGAGGUGUCCUUCAAGCCGAAGGUAGAAAUCAGCAGGCUGGGAGGUCGGUUGAGCGAGGUGGUGGGUCCCGUCGUGGAGGAGGCCAUCGAGCCAGGGGAUGCGACCCCGCUGACGGGACCCUCGAGGGAGUCCUCGGUUCCUCGAGCACCCCCGCCACCGCCGCAGCGUAUCACCACACCGAGUCCGCCGAGACCGCCGCCCGCUACGUCUCUACAGCAUCACCAGAAUCCGGGUCAUUCGGCCCACUCCCCGGGACACCAGUCCCAAUAUCCCGGCCACAACCUUGCUCAUAACCCCGGCCAUCAGACCCACAACUCGGGUAAUCUCGGAAAUCCGGGACACAAUCCAGGUAAUCCCGGUCACAACCCGGGCAAUCCCGGUCACAACCCGGGCAAUCCCGGUCACAAUCCGGGCAACCCCGGGCACAAUCCGGGCAACCCCGGGCACAAUCCGGGUAACCCCGGACACAAUCCCGGGCACAGGUCGGACAAUCCCGGGCAUAGAACGGACAAUCCGGGUCACAAUCCCGGCAACCCAGGUCACAAUCCAGGAGAUCACCAGAAUCCCGGCCAACAGGGUCGGAAUCCCGCCGGCCAGCCGGCAACGUGA
Molecule: messenger RNA, 669 nt
Organism: Dinoponera quadriceps
Lineage: Eukaryota; Metazoa; Arthropoda; Insecta; Hymenoptera; Formicidae
Product: DNA-directed RNA polymerase II subunit 1-like
Exons: 3
Coding region: 1-669 (222 amino acids)
Source: RefSeq, a predicted model, not a curated record